AUGGACUGUUCGCCAACUCGUCUGGUGCUCCCUGAUGGUCGCCCGCUCGACCUGCACCUCACGUAUGCCAUCACGGUCGACGAGGCCCUUCGCCGCGCGCUGCCCUUUUCCAUCUCCUCCUCGCUCGCUUGCUCCGCCCUCCACCCCUCCUGCCACAUCUCCUUGCGCUCCGCCGACCGCGGCCUGCUGCGCGGCAGAUGGCGCGACCUUCCGCUAUCGCGGCACCUGCAGCUGGGGCGCACGUACCUGGUGGUGGUGGAGCGCGGGCCGCGCGGGGGCAGGCACAGCUUGCGGUACGACGGGCGCAGCAUGGCGGAGCUGGUGGCGGCUGCGACGGCCGUGGAGCAUGCUGCAGGGGCCGAAUUGGAGACGCCGGACGAGGGCGGCUUGCCGCCCUUCUCGGACCAGCUUCAUGCAGCAUUGCUAGCCGCCGCGCGUGACGCGGUCAUGUCAGGAAGCUCCGCCUGCCGCCACCAGCCUCCGCAUCCGCUAUGUCAACCGCCAUCCGCACAUCAUCUCUCCCCUCGCUGCCACCUUCUCCCGUACCUCUCCCCUGGCGCGCCCCUGGAUGUCGAGGGCCUUCUCGACUCCGGACAGCCCUCCCCGCCCGACGGACGUGCUCGGCGCGCAGCGGAGCUGACCAAUGAGAUGGCGGCACGCCUAGUAGCUGCGGCGCGGAGAAUGUUGGAAGCGGGGCAAUGGGACGCACCUCGCGUCGGAAGUAGCGCCACAGGCGCGGACGCGCGAGCGCAUGGCGCAGCGCUUGGAGGGGCAAGAGCAGAGAGUGAACAAGACGACGGCAGGGGCGAAAGAAAGGGGCCAACGGUGGAAGAGCUGAUGAUGUGGAUGGAACGCGGGGAGUCGCAAGCAAUAGUACGAGGCGACGGCGAGAGCGACGAGGAGCAAGGCAACGAGGAGCGAGGCGAUGAGGAGGUUGAUGGUGACGUGGAGGCGGAGGCUGCAUGGCGGAGGAACAUCGCGGAUUCGGGCACUCGCUGUGGUGUGCACGCGGACGGUGCGGCGCCACGAGCGGCAUACGUCAAGCGAGGAGGCCUGCUGGGAGCGGUAGCGACAGACGGCAGCGUGGCAGAGGAGGAAGCAUCGUCCGGUGAUGCGCCAGGAGGGGAGGUUGACGGGCGCGACGGCGCGCGUGUGCAGCACGGCGAGGCCGCCAAAGGGAUGGUUUGGGGGCAAGUGCGCGCACUGGCCGGAGGAGGAGGCAAUUGGGAAGGGGCGGGCAUCAAGAGGAGCUGCGGGGACGAGGGGGGGAAGGUGAUCGUAGCAGAGGAUGCACGCGAUGAGGCGGGCGGCAUGGCGGAGGAUACGCGGGACGGUGCGGAGGAGUGGGACAGCGACGCGGAUGCUUUCUCGCUCAGCCUUGGCCCCGACGGAGACGUACAGACGGCGACGCUCCGUACGGCGCGCGAAAAUGCGGAAGCGAGCGGGGAAGAGAUGAUGGCGCGCGGGCAGGCCCUGGUGAGUGCCUGCCCGAGUCGGCUGGACGGUGGGAAGGAACGGGAUGAGAGGAGUGGGUUGGAGGAAAUGGUGAAGAGCGGGAAAGAGAUUGGUGGGGACUUGGGGAGUGGGGCAGCGGACGACGAGACACGGGAGGAUGGGGAGGUGAGAGGAUGCGGAAUGAAUGCUGUGAUUGAGGGCGCGGGAAGCUCGAAUGGAGGAGAUGAUACGGAUGGCGCAAACGGUGCGAACAGUGCGGAUUGGAAUGACCCGGAGACACUCGGUGUGCUUGUAGUGGUGGUGGAGGGCAGUGGUGACGUGGAGGGCAGUGGUGACGUGGAGGGCAGUGGUGACGUGGAGGGCAGUGGUGACGUGGAGGGCAGUGGUGACGUGGAGGGCAAUGGUGAAGAGCAGGGCAGUGGUGACGUGGAGGGCAGUGGUGACGUGGAGGGCAGUGGGGACAUGGAGGGCAGUAAGGACGUGGAGGGCAAUGGUGACGUGGAGGGCCGUGGUGACGUGGAGGGCAGUGGGGAAGUGGAGGGCAGUGGGGAAGUGGAGGGUAGUGGUGACGUGGAGGGCAGUGGGGACAUGGAGGGCAGUGGGGACGUGGAGGGCAGUGGGGACGUGGAGGGCAGUGGGGACAUGGAGGGCAGCGGGGACAUGGAGGGCAGUGGUGACGUGGAGGGCAACGGUGACGUGGAGGGCAGUGGUGACGUGGAGGGCAGUGGUGACGUGGAGUGCAGUGGUGACGUGGAGGGCAGUGGUGACGUGGAGGGCAGUGGUGGCGUGGAGGGCAGUGGUGGCGUGGAGGGCAGUGUUGAUGUGGAGGUUAGUGGUGACGUGGAGGUUAGUGGUGACGUGGAGGGCAGUGGUGAGGUGGAGGGCAAUGGUGAGGUGGAGGGCAGUGGUGAGGUGGAGGGCAGUGUGGACGUGGAGGGCAAUAGUGAAGUGCAGGGCAGUGGUGACGUGGAGGGCGAUGGUGACGUGGAGGGCAGUGGUGACGUGGAGGGCAGUGGUGACGUGGAGGGCAGUGGUGACGUGGAGGGCAGUGGUGACGUGGAGGGCAGUGGUGACGUGGAGGGCAGUGUUGAUGUGGAGGUUAGUGGUGACGUGGAGGCUAGUGGUGACGUGGAGGUUAGUGGUGACGUGGAGGUUAGUGGUGACGUGGAGGGCAGUGGUGAGGUGGAGGGCAAUGGUGAGGUGGAGGGCAGUGGUGAGGUGGAGGGCAGUGUGGACGUGGAGGGCAAUGGUGAAGUGCAGGGCAGUGGUGACGUGGAGGGCAAUGGUGAAGUGCAGGGCAGUGGUGACGUGGAGGGCAGUGGUGACGUGGAGGGCAGUGGUGAUGUGGAGGGCAGUGGUGAUGUGGAGGGCAGUGGUGAUGUGGAGGGCAGUGGUGACGUGGAGGUUAGUGGUGACGUGGAGGGCAGUGGUGACGUGGAGGGCAUUGAUGACGUGGAGGUUAGUGGUGACGUGGAGGGCAGUGGUGACAUGGAGGGGAAUGAUGACGUGGAGGGCAGUGAUGUGGAGGGGAGUGGUGACGUGGAAGUGAGCAGCGACGCGGAAGUGAGUGGUGACGUGGAAGUAAGUGGUGACGUGGAGGAAGGUGGUGACGUGGAGGGGAGUGGUCACGUGGAGAAGAGCGAUCACGUUGAGGUGAGUGGUGACGUGGAGGAAGGUGGCGACGCGGAGGAAGGAGACGACGUGGAGAAGAGUGAUGACGUGGAGGGGAGUGAUGACUUGGAGGAAGGUGGUAAAGGUAGUGACGUGGAGAAGAGUGAUGGUGUUGAGGAGAUUGGCGACGUGGAGAGGAGUGGUGACGUCGAGGAAGGUGGUGACUUGGAGGAGAGUGGUGACGUGGAGGGGGGUGGCGACAUGGAGGAGACUGAUGACGUGGAGGAGGCUGAUGACGUGGAGGAGGCUGAUGACGUGGAGGAGAGUGAUGACGUGGAGGAGAGUGAUGACGUGGAGGAGAGUGAUGACGUGGAGGAAAGUGGUGACGUGGAGGAAAGUGGUGACGUGGAGGAAAGUGGUGACGUGGAGGAAAGUGGUGACGUGGAGGAAAAUGGUGACGUGGAGGAAAAUGGUGACGUGGAGGAAAGCGGUGACGUGGGGGAAAGUGGUGACGAGGAGGAAAGUGGUGACGAGGAGGAAAGUGGUGACGUGGAGGAAAGUGGUGACGUGGAGGAAAGUGGUGACGUGGAAGGGAGUGGUGACGUGGAGGGAAGUGGUGAUGGGGAGGAAGGUGGUGACGUGGAGGAGAGUGAUGACGUGGUGGACGGCGGUGACGUGGAGGGGAGUGGUGCUGUGGAGGAGGGUGGUGAUGUGUAUGGGAGUGAUGACGUGGAGGAAAGUGAUGAGGAGGGCGAUGCUGUGGCAGGGGACGUAUGCGCUGAAGGAGAAGCGGAGGAAGAGGGGAGCGAGGAGGGGGAGAGGAGGGAUGAACACGCGGCGGCGCAUGGUGAGGGAGAGGGCUGGCAGUGCGUCGCGAGGCAGCCGGACGUUAACCCGGGCGGUGGUGGCAGCAUGGCACCAGCACGUGCGUCAUCAUGCCCUCCAUGCGCCCUUGGACUGGAAUCGCGCGCGGAGAGGCGUCAGAUGGGUGGCAAGGGGAGCGAUGAGCAGGCAGGCGAGCUGCAACAGGCGUGCGAUCAAGUGGACUCGCGGACACCCGAUCCGGCGGCUAACACUGUGGCGGAGGAUGCAACGGACAGUGCGGUGGAGAGCGAGGAGGGAGUGCGGUGCCAUGCACCCAAGGCACCUCCCACGCAUCACGGCCUCGCUCUACCUGAGGCCUGCCACUCCCACUCCCACUCCCACCCUCCCGUGUCUGCCGCUCUCUGCACCACUCAAGGAAAACCUCCCGCUCCUCCCAUGGCCACCGGCAGCAGUGGCGGCAGCGGCAGGCGCGUGGGGGCAGCUGCGGCGAGUGCGGCGGCGGCAGCAAUGAAGGCGGCGGCGGUGGCCGCAGCUGCCGCUGCUGCUGCCAAGUGCGCUGCCGCCCGCCUGUCGCGCGUGUCUGAUGCUCUGGCAUGGGACAGCCGGGGGGUGCAGGGUGGCGUGGUGAAGGCAAGGGCGAGGGCGAAGGGGGGGAGCGAGGAGGGCGGAAGGGGUGAAGGGGGUGAGAGUACCCAUGGCACCAAGGAACGCACGGCGCUGGUCCGCAGUGCUGGUGAGCGGGAGCGUGGGCGGAAAGAGAAGGAAGGCACUGGAGAUUGGGGAGGGGUAGCUAAGCCCAGUGGGACAGCGAAAGGGUGCGGGGCAGCAGGCAGUAGUGAGGGCGUGGAGAUGCAUGUGGAGCAUGGAGGCACAGUGGGCAGUGGCGGGUACGUGCAGGUGGGCGGCAGGCGCAUGGAUGCCGGGGAGUGGCUGAUGAGGGAGGCGGCCAAACAUGGCACGGAGAUGCUCGUGACUGUGGCCGCUGUUGCUGCCUCCGCUGAGUGCCGCAUGCAUGCUGCCUCCUGUGGGCAGAGGCGAGUCAUGCAGCACUCGGAGCAGCGUGGCACGGACCAGCAUGGCCCCCCUGCUCAGCAGCAGCAAUGGGCAGUGCAAUGUGUGCAGCAGCAACAGAGAGACAUUCAGGUGAAGCAGCAGGACCCGCAGCACAGCCCUCACGACCAGCACCCGCCACAGCAGCACCAGCUGCAGCAGCAGGAGGUGGAGAGCACAGGCCAUAGCAGCAGUGCCAGGCGCAGCAGCAGCGGCGGAAGCAGCGGCAGCGAGGAGGUGUGGCGGCCAGAGGAUGGGCUGGGGUGCCUAGGUGCAGAGUCGUUCCAAGCGCUGCUGCCUGACUUCGGCUGGCAGCCCCUCGCAUGGGCCAGUGCAGGCCAGGAGCAGGGGCGACGCGCAGGCGCGGUGGGGGGCGAGGAUGUGGAGGAGGCAAAGCUGUGGGCCGCGUAUGAGGCGGAGUACAGGCAGCGGCGCAAGGGGCAGGAGGCACCCAGGGACAAGGCGAGUAAGGUGGAGAAGGGUCGGUUAGCUGGGGCUGAGGGCAGUGGGGACAGUGAGGCAGCGGAUGAGGGGGAGAGUGAGGGAGAGGGCGAGGAGGACAUGGAGAUGGCGUUUCUCUUCCGCCAGCUGCGCUUCUACCACCAGGGCUCCUCCCAGCCCGCCUGCACUGCCCCUGUGCCAGCAGCUGUGAACCUGCCCAUGGCAGAGGAUGCUGGUUAUGGAGGCAAGGCAGAGGAGCAGAGCAGCAGCAGCAGCAGUGCAGACAGCGAGGGCGUGUGGCGGCCCGAGCUGCCUCUCAUUCUAGAGGUGCCAGAACUAGAGGCGCUGUGCACGUCGCACGACACAUCGGAGAACGAGGCGAGGUGGAGCGAGCAUGGCACUUCGUCCUCUUCAUCCGGUGACUCGUCACCCCUUUGCCAUGGGUACGCUGCCGGGCAGGGAGUGGCAGGUGAGGAGGGGCCGACAGCAGGGAAGGCGGGGCGGGGCUUGGUGCUGCCUAGAAUUAACCGCAUGGCAUCUACCCUUGCGUGGCGCCCAUGGACCAGGCACAGUGGGUGA
This is a messenger RNA of Closterium sp. NIES-65, 5961 nucleotides long. The record is from the annotation of a GenBank genome assembly. Lineage: Eukaryota; Viridiplantae; Streptophyta; Zygnematophyceae; Desmidiales; Closteriaceae.